Molecule: messenger RNA, 2542 nt
Organism: Cydia fagiglandana
Lineage: Eukaryota; Metazoa; Arthropoda; Insecta; Lepidoptera; Tortricidae
Exons: 14
Coding region: 52-2010 (652 amino acids)
Source: RefSeq, a predicted model, not a curated record
GCCAUCUUUAUCGCUCAGUUUAUUCUACGACGUUCGAAUAGUGUCACGGAUAUGAAAAUACUGUUAUUAUUAUUUGUUUUACACACGGCCUUCAGCGAUGACUUCGGGAAAUCUUACAUGAAAAAUGCACGACUGUGUCGAGAAUGGACGUGCAUCAACAACAAACUCGGCCUAGGCGAUUCGCUGCCUGCACGAGACCAAUACCGCCAAGUUCUGAAAGAAAUAUUACCUGAAGCAUGGCAUGGCGCGGUCGAGCCCGCACUAGAAGGAUGCUACGUCAACCGUACGCGGCGCUACACAAACACAUGCCCCGGACAAGCACUCUUACAAUGCACUGUAGAAAAGUUGAUUGAGAGUUGUCCAAAUGCAUACUGGAGAAUGAAUGACGGCUGCUCAAACGUUUCAUCGCUGGCUGGCUUCAAAUAUAUGUUCUCGCAAGGCUUGUAUGAAAACCUAGAAGCGAAUUUAUCUUACGAGCAACGCCCGCCGUGGUUUAUGAAAUACUACUUCAACUCAAAAUGCUGCGACCUGCCAGAAUUAUUCAACAGUACAACACUGACCGAAUGCGGGUUCACACACGUGAUGCACUAUCACAGACACAGUCCCGUCCGCGUGGUCACCCUCGCUCCGGAACCGGGUAGCGAAACUGAGGCUUCACCCACGCAAUCUACACAGUCCGGUGAUUCAUUACGCGUAGUGAGUCUACCUCCUCUACCAGUUAAUGAUGAUUCUUCCGAUGAUCCACUGGAUUGCUGCGAUAUGUCCGGCUUUAUUCAACCAUCAUGGCGGUCUGAAUGCGACUUCCGGUUAAAGUGGGACCCUCAGGCGCGACUGACCAUAGAGAAUCCAGCUAUUACUACUACACCCGUGCCAACAACUACUACGACGGUUAAACCGAGACUUGAUGUGAAAGUUCUGCCGUUGUCUUGCGCUCAAGAAACAUGCGUCUUCCGCAAACUGAACAUCAUCACCGAAGCAGGCACCGUCGACGUGGAUGCGUUCUCUAAAAUGCUAAACAACCUGACUAUGGAACACCCAUCGUGGUCCAAAGCUAAGGCUAGGGUGGUCACUAAGUGUCUGACUUGGCCGAUAAAGAAUUAUGAGGCAGAAUGUGAGAUUAACAAGGUUUUGGCGUGCACUUUUGAUGUUUUGUCUGAGAAUUGUCCUACUGUGAAGAAGAACGACCCCUGCAAGCAUUCAAGUACUGUAACUAACGAUAUUGUUUGCCAAAUCAGUUCAGCCAAAGGCCUGUUUAAGAACCGUCACCAAUUUUGCGAUAUCCCUCGGCUAAUCAAAUACGACACAGUUCUACAAGAGUGUGGAGUGAGCUCCAUAAGUCGUCUAGAGUAUUCCACGCACGUGGUACCUGUUGUGAAGAAACACGAGCCCGUAUUCGGGUGCAAGAAACUAUCCGAGUCCACAACCUGUCUGCUUUCCAAAAUGGGUUCUCUCAACAAAUACAAGUUCAUGGACUAUUUCAAGAUGAAGGCCAAUAUAAACGACUUCACAAGGACUCAUACUGAAUGGCUCGCCUUACAUGAUGCGUAUAUAAGCGCAUUCACUAGUAUGCCCAUGUAUAGGAACCAUUGCAGCUCCCCAAAGAAGUUGUUGAAUUUGAUCGACGCUAUGUUGAUGACUUGUCCUUUAUCGGCCCGCAAAUCAUCGCCGAAAUGCUACAAAAUGCUAAACGAAAUCUCCCACUCAUCGGUAGCAACUCAAAAUGCAACGAAGGAACAAACUGAACAAAUGCUUAACCAAUUCCAUUAUAUCUUCUUCCCCCCAAAGUCUCAACAAGUCGUUGUUAGGAAAACUAAAGUUGCCAAAAAGUACGACUUUGGCAUUUUAGAUACUGGCAAUGUGCCAACAGUUAGGAUAAUAGACGUGAAUCCUACGGCUCGACCGAUUAAAAUUCUGUUGCCUGUAUAUCAGCAGAUGCAUAGCAAUUUUGGGCCUUUAAACUUACACGGACCACGUGAUUCAGUUUUGAGAGGAGGUCCUGGGUUGCCUUGAUUCGUAUCAUUUUUAUCAACAAAAUAUCAGAAUUUUAGAUGCGUAUUUUUUUGGUAACACAGGAGACAAAGGGUUUUUAAGUAACGCAGGAGACAAGGUUUUUUUGUAAAUAAAAUCUGUUAUUUUUAAUAUGCGUUUCUGCAUUACGUAUCUGUUAUUUGAGUGGUAAUUAUAUAAUAUCCAUCAAUUACAUGAUAAGGAAUAAAUAAUGUUUGUGUUUACCUACUAGACUAUACGUGACUACUUGUAAGAUUUUAAAUAAAAAUCAAUUUGAAGCAAUAUGAAAAAUUUAAUAAUAUAAUUAUGUAUACUCACAGUAUCUAUUGUACUUAUAAUAUCUUCUAUAAGUAUGUAUAUUUAGUUACAAAUAUAUGUAUGAUAAAGUUGAACCAAUAAUAAUUGUCAGUCUUUUCUAUAAAUGUCGAAUAUAGCCAGUAUAUUUAAUUUAGAACAUGCAUAUACCAAAUAAUUUAAAUAUGUUUGAAUGCAUCACAUAAAUAAACUUAUCAAUAAAGGAUACUUAUAAAUCACA